Photinus pyralis (common eastern firefly) is the source of this 802-nucleotide messenger RNA. Its product is annotated as ran-binding protein 10-like. NCBI's taxonomy places the organism in Eukaryota, Metazoa, Arthropoda, Insecta, Coleoptera, Lampyridae. The transcript is spliced from 2 exons. The record is from RefSeq and is a predicted model, not a curated record. The coding region runs from base 270 to 542 and encodes 90 amino acids.
GUGUGAUUUUGUAGUGUCAAAACGUUUAUUCGUAACAAUGAAUAAUUCGUAACGUGGUCAAGAAUAACGGGAAAAAGAGUUCGUUUAUUUUACUAUUAAAUUAAAGAACAGGCUGUGUAGUAUACGAGUUAGAUGCACGUGUACGACGCAGUUACUAUGACGACGCAAACAUGUGAUAGUAGGUAGUGUUGUGACAUCUGCCAGCUGAUUACCAAACCUGUUAACUCCGAAGCCUGCGCAUAGGCUUCGAAGGGCAAGCGAGUUUAGUAAUGGCCGCCGGUGGUAGUAGUUGGAGUGCGAUGGAUCCUUCGUUUGAGACUCAAAAUGGUGCGGUGGAUCGUUUAAAAAAACUGUAUCCGGCAGUGAACGAAGAGAAGAGUCCCCUGCCACGUGCGUGGAGUGCGAAAGAAAAAUAUAACUACAUCGGGUUAUCCCAGAAUAAUUUGCGUGUACAUUACAAAGGUACGCCCGCUGAAAAAUACCAGCCCCAGUUCGAGGGUAUACCAACUAAAAGGGUGUUGCUGUGCAAAUUAUCAUCGUAAUCGCGAACUGUACCUGUUCACUCAUCAGUAUCUUGUAAAGCAGCCAUUUAAGCCAUCCUCGAUUUCACCUGCCAUAUGGACACUUUGGGAUUAGAUACGAAUUGGAAUAACAAGAUUUAACCGGGGCAUAUAAUAACCAGCAAGGGGAUACUUUCUUUUCGUCUGUUUUAAUGUAAAGUGAAUCGUUAAUGUUAAGAGGUACUUAAAGGUAUAAUUACUCGAAUCGUUAUUGUAACUAAACGCCAUGCAAUUGAUUGGUG